Molecule: messenger RNA, 761 nt
Organism: Galleria mellonella (greater wax moth)
Lineage: Eukaryota; Metazoa; Arthropoda; Insecta; Lepidoptera; Pyralidae
Exons: 5
Coding region: 92-754 (220 amino acids)
Source: RefSeq, a predicted model, not a curated record
AUAAUUAGGACAUUAUCUAGUUACCUACUCUUGUUUUCAUAAAUCAUUAACUAAGCUUGCUUAGAUAAAAAGUUUAUAAUUUAAAAUUGUGAUGGAUUUUAUAGAUAUUUCAAGCACAAUUUUAACAAUUUGCGUAAUUCUAAUAGCGAGUAGUAAAAGAUCUGAAAAGGAUUUAAAGUUAUCAUUGAAUCCUGUAGAACUUCUAGAUCUCAUAAUAGAAGAACAGAUGAAACAGAAUACGGCGCCAGCGAAACAUCACAAAUGUAAACUCAAAUUUGAUAAACACUUAUUAGACACCGAGGAAAUGGAAAUAACUACAACCAUAAAAGAAUCGGAUAAUUCUAAGAAUAUUGGACAAUCUAUUAUUAAAGAUGAGAAAACUUUGCCGACGAAUGGAACAGAAACAGGAGUGAUUGAUGCAAAUAUAUUAAAUUCUCUAUGGAGUAAUCGUUUACCUUUUCAACAACAACAAUAUGUGCACGAUUUCAGUGCAAACCACGUAAAAAUACCACCACGCCUAACGCGACUGACGAAGGCACUCUUGGGUGACUUUGAUCCUUUUUUUCAAAAGAGUUAUUUCGAGCCUUUUGAAAAUAGACCGAAACCAGUGACUUUGGUAGCAUUCAGGAAAAAUGGUUUACUCUCACGAAGGAGCAUAAAGGUGGUUGACAGUAAAUCAUCAGAAGUUGCAGAGCUCCAAUCUCCAUACAAUGACGUAAGCAGCUUCUGGCUCGACGAACCUGGCCAAUCUUAAAUUUCAA